AUGACUAUAUCACUCUCCAAAGUAGUAGUAUCAAUGUCAAUGUUAUUAGCCAUAAUUUUUUCCUUGAAUUUCAAUGUUGGAGUGGGUGGUGAUCAUGAGGAUGGCUGGAUUCCACCAGCCACAGUGGUAGUUUCCAUUUACAAUAGAUUGAACAAUAAGCAGCUUGGUGUUCAUUGCAAAGACAAACACACAGAUUUUGGAUUCCAAAGAGUAUCAGGUGGGCAUAUGUGGGGUUUCACCUUCUAUCCUAAUCCUCUUUGGUUCACAUCAUUAUACUUUUGCAGCUUUACAUGGUAUGGAGCACCAGUUCACUACUUUGACAUUUAUGAUCACAAACGUGACAAGAAUGCCUGUGCAACUUGUGUUUGGGAUAUCUUUGAAACUGGUCCAUGCAGGGUUACGGAUAAUGCUUCUCUACAAUGUUAUGCUUGGAAACAAUAA
This is a messenger RNA of Arachis ipaensis, 441 nucleotides long. The record is from RefSeq and is a predicted model, not a curated record. Lineage: Eukaryota; Viridiplantae; Streptophyta; Magnoliopsida; Fabales; Fabaceae.